CAACAAAUCGACGGUCGCCGGCUUCACGCUUGCUUUCUUGUGCACGGACAUCAAGCGAUCGUUUCUUUCUUGCCGCAAGUCACUACGGUAGAUCGUUGAGCUCCUCCUCGGUAGUCACUGAUCUUUGCAACGAAGACCUCUUAUGGCUGCUAGCGGUGUGACUCUCAAGACACACAAGGCCAAGAAACAGAGGCUUGUCAAUAGAUCUGGCAAUGUGGACGAGAGUUUGUUUGGACCUCCAGCGAGGCUGCAGCAGAUGUGUGGCAACAGGUCGUGGGAUCCAUCCUUGUCUGACGGGAGACCAUCGGUGCUGAGUGGGGAGGGGGAGAGGGGGAGGGGGAGGAGGGGGAGGAGUGACCCUGACGUAGUGGAGAUCAUCACCAGAGACUUCAUCAGGAAGAUCAAGGUACCUGGUACACCAGAUCCCUCUGGACUCUCUACUGUACUGGAGAAGACAGAGUUGGACAACAUCAGGCAAAGAGCGCAGGUGUUGUCAGCGGAAGUGAGGAGGGAGAGAGAGGCGAGAAUUAAGUCAGAGAGGGAGGAGAGGCUGAAGGCAUCUUCCACCAGGAAGAGAGAGAUGCAGGAACUGGAGAUGAGGAGGAAGCAGAACGAGAAGCCUUCUGACUUCGAACAGGAGGCAAAGGAGCAGUCUAAGGACCUGCUGGCCAAUGCCAGGGCCCAACUGGCAGAGCAGGAGGACGAGAUAAAGAAACUGAACGAGGCCAUCUUGAAUGCCAAGUGCCACGCCAUCAGAGAUGCCCAGCUGAGGGAGAGAGAGGAGAUCUUGAGGGCCAUGCAGGAAGAGGAGGUACGACUGGACGCCAUGAUGGAGGUGGACAGAGUGAAGAGUGUCAGAGAGGCGGAGGAGAAAGAGAAAGACCAGCAGAUGGAGAGACUCAAAGGGGUGGAGGUAAUACGGUCCCAGAUCUCAGAGAGGGAGCAGCAGCGACUGCUGGACCUGGAGAAGAAGGACCAAGAGACGGCGUCCAUGCUCCGCUACCUGGAGAAACUCCGGGAGGAGGACAUGGAGCAGCUGCAGAGGAAGAGGGAGACUCAGAGGAACCUCAUGGAGGAGGUCACAAAGUGCAACGAUGAGAUCCAGAGACAGAAGGACAUGCAGAGAGAGCAACAGAAGUUGGAGGAUAUGCGACUCAUGCAAUACCUCCAGGAGAAAGAGAAAAGAGAGGAGGAGUUGGCGCGAGAGCAGGAGAAGCAGAAGCAGGAGAAGGAGAUGGAGUUGUCUCGACUGAGGGCCCAGCAGGAGCGGGCCCAGGACACGCAGGCCGAGAAAGACAGUGUCAAGGCCAAGAGACGACAGGAGGCGUUUGAGAGAGAGUGGAGGAGGAAACAGAAAGAGGAGGCAGAGAAGAAGGCAGCGAUGGAGCAGAUGUUGAUGCAGUCGAGGCAGGACCAGAUCCACCACAAGGAGCAUUUCCUGGCAGUCCAGGCACAGAGAGACCGCGAAGAGUUUGACAGAGUUCUCAGGGCACAACAGGAAAUGAUGCAACAGGACAAGAGGAAGCAGGAGUCGUCACUGAAGAGACGACAGGAGCACGCCAGAGAGGUGAAGAAGCAGGUGAAGGAGAAGGAAGAGGAGGUGAUUUCCGCUCGCAGAGCCUUCUUCCAGGAGGGGAUCAAGCUGGAUCAGGAAGCCAGGGAGAGGCGUCGUAAACUGGAUGAGAUCAAACAGAGGAAGCUGGCAGAGCUCCGAGCUGUCGGUAUACCAGAGAAAUACUGUGCCGAGGUCAAUCGGAGGAUCACCGCCCCUCCCCCCUCCUUCACAAUGGCACGUCAACACUAGGCUCACCACACUCACCAACCUCACACCUAACACUUUUAGCCGCACCUCCUAACUAUUGUGCAUGUCUCAACAACUUGGUAGCGAGGUGCACUCCAAAUUAUUUUUUUAACUAUUUAGGAUGCAUUAUACAAUUGGCAAGUAGUCAAGUCACUACCAGAGCAAACAGGAGGGCCAUAACGGCCAUGGCGAGACUAGCUGUCACCAGGGCAGUCUCUCCUUCUCUAUCAUCCAUGUUCACUAGCACGGUGUUGGUAGGAGUAGGGAACACUGUGUGACCUGUGUGAGCUGGUUUCAGAGCUGGUUUCAGAGCUGGUUUCAGAGCUGGUGUAAGAACCAGAACCAGACCCAGAUCCUCCAGUCAUUCAGCGGGUCUUACUCCUGAAACUCCCGGAGCCAAAGCAAACAAAACCAGUGAAAACACAACUCCGAAACAUGAAUAGUUUCGCACACGCAAACACUGGUCCCCGUGGAGAAAACAGUCCGCACGGCACGCGAGCACCACGCUGACUGUCUUCCUAGUCCCACACGACAUGGAGUUGGCCUCACCUCUGAAGAAACGGCUCCCUGGAGCUCUCCUGGUAGCCGGAGCAGCGCAGGGAAACGUGCUGCCACGCGGACGCCGCAGACACAACACAACCUCAAGCUUCACACACAGCCUGCAGCUAGCUAGCUAGCUAGAAACAAGUUGCAGCACACGCGCAUGCGCAUUCAGUCUAGGUGAGCGGUCGAUCGGUGCGGUCGCGCAGAGAGCUAGCUAGCUAUGUAGCUCGCUUCAUGGCUGAUGGUCUUGACUGUCGGUGCAUAAUCUGAGGUGUAGUUAAAGAUGUCUGCAGACGCAGAGCACCUCUUCAUCCUCAGACUCCCAGAGGCAAGCAGUCAGACACUGCCCGAGGUGACUCGAGUGAAGGAGGCGAUGAGGAGAGACGAGCUGGGGGAGAUGCUGCAACUGGACUUCAAGAAGGACAUGAGACAUGCUACAGUCAAGGUGGAUGGGACUACUCUCUCUGCAAAGCUGGUGGACCUUCCGACGGUGGUGGAGUGCCAUAAGACCAUUGAGAGCAGGACCCUCUACAAGACUGGCAACAUCUCCCAGGUCCUGGUGUGCUCGCGCAGCCCGCUGGAGACGGCCGCAGUCUCCAACAUCGAAGAGCUCCCCACCUCACAGCAGAAGGAGUACCUCAAGAAGUUCACCUUCAAUCACGGACUGACUCCACCGCUGAAGAAUGUCCGUCGACGUCGCUUCAAGAAGAUGACAACGAAGAAGUUUGUGGACUCUCCGGAGGUGGAGAAGGAGGUGAAGAGACUGCUCAGAGAGGACCUCAAUGCCGUCAAUGUCUCAUGGAAGGUGGUGACUGAUGAAGACAAGGCUAAUGAAGACACCCAGAGUGUUGCGUCAGAGGGUGCCUCACGGGCAGUCACCCCUGCAGCAAAUCUGGACGAGGACUCCCUCUCGUCCACCACGCCCCCCAUCCGACCGUACCAUGGCAACAGUCACCACGACGAGAAACAGGCUCUCAUGCAGCUGCUGGAGGACGUGAGCAGCUCCAGUGGCGGGGAGGAGGAGGAAGAGGAGGACGAGGAGGAUGAGGAAGAGGGAGAAGAAGAUGAAGAGAUUGAGGUGAUGGAGACGGAGCAGAUGAGGCAAGUCAGCAGCGCAAUUCAGGACCUUGACAACCAGAUAGAGGAGCAGAAACUGAAGAUUCAGAACACUGCCAACACCAGUCUCAGGGGGAGAUUUGAGGUGUUUCUGAAGGAGCUUGAGGCAGAGAGACAGCUCAAGAUGGAAGAGCUGGAAAAACUGGAGGAGAACACAUGAUGACCAAGUUCCACCAACACGCAAGACGGACCCAGUCCACAAACAUGACCUCACUGCUCUUGUGUCAACUACUCUUUCCUUCUCCCUCCACCCACGCCUCUAUUGUCUACUGACCCUGUACUAGUGCAGUAUGAACUCCCUGCUACAUAUGUGUGUGUUUUUCCUCAGUGGAGUUGUGUACAGUUUUCAAAGACCCUCUCUAAACCAUCUCUUUCUUUGUACUCUGGUGAAAGUGACAAAAACAACAGAGGUUAGUAAAGUCAACCACAGUUAUGAAGAUAGCCUCCUUACUAUGCUACCACCUCUUUUGUUGAAAAGUGCAUCGUACCUACAAUAGUACUGAUGUACCUGUAGUAGUACCUUUUCAUUUCUGUGUAGUGGGGUGUAGCGAGAUGUAGAAAAUGGUGAAGUGGCACUGGUG
Geodia barretti is the source of this 4041-nucleotide messenger RNA. The record is from the annotation of a GenBank genome assembly. Lineage: Eukaryota; Metazoa; Porifera; Demospongiae; Tetractinellida; Geodiidae.